CAAACGUUUAUUCACUCACUGACCUAAGAAUUGAGAGGACACGUUUUGCUUCCUUUUCCCCACCACCACUCUCGCCGCCCUGUCCGGCCACCUUCACGUGUCUCUCCCUCUCACUUCCCAUAAAUCCCCCCCACCCCCACAUCCUCUGUUCUUGCCCUGCCCUGCCCUGCCCUGCCAUCACCCCUAUCCCUUUUACUCUGUUCCUCCUCAUCCCUUGUUUCUCCCCUUGUCCUGUGUCCCUGAACCCAAUGGCAGCAGCCGCGGACCACGCCAAGCCCGCACCGCCCCUCAAGGAUGAGCUCGACAUCGUGAUCCCCACCAUCAGGAACCUCGACUUCCUCGAGAUGUGGCGGCCCUUCUUCGAGCCUUACCACCUCAUCAUCGUCCAGGACGGCGAUCCCUCCAAGACUAUCAAGGUCCCGGAAGGCUUCGACUACGAACUAUACAACCGCAAUGACAUCAACAAGAUGCUUGGCCCCAAGGCCUCCUGCAUCUCCUUCAAGGACUCCGCUUGCCGCUGCUUCGGCUACAUGGUCUCCAAGAAGAAGUACGUCUACACCAUCGACGAUGAUUGCUUCGUUGCAAACGAUCCAUCGGGCAAGUCCAUCAAUGCGCUCGAGCAGCACAUCAAGAACCUCCUCGCCCCGUCCACGCCCUUCUUCUUCAACACCCUCUAUGACCCGUUUGCUGAUGGGGCGGACUUUGUCCGAGGAUACCCCUUCAGCCUCCGUGAGGGUGUACCAACUGCCGUCUCCCAUGGUCUCUGGCUCAACAUUCCAGACUAUGAUGCACCGACUCAGCUCGUGAAGCCUCUUGAGCGGAACCAGAGGUAUGUUGAUGCGGUUAUGACGAUACCAAAGGGCACACUUUUCCCUAUGUGCGGUAUGAAUUUGGCAUUCGACCGUGAGCUCAUUGGUCCGGCUAUGUACUUCGGGCUUAUGGGUGAUGGGCAGCCCAUUGGUCGAUACGAUGAUAUGUGGGCAGGCUGGUGUGUCAAGGUGAUAUGCGAUCACUUGGGGCUCGGAGUGAAGACGGGGCUGCCCUACAUAUGGCACAGCAAGGCGAGCAACCCAUUUGUGAAUCUGAGGAAGGAGUAUAAGGGUAUCUUCUGGCAGGAAGAGAUCAUUCCGUUCUUCCAGUCGGCCACCCUCCCAAAGGACUGCACCACCGUCCAGAAGUGCUACAUCGAGCUGUCGAAGCAGGUUAAGGAGAAACUCAGCAAGGUCGAUCCCUACUUCGACAAGCUUGCCGAUGCCAUGGUCACCUGGAUCGAGGCCUGGGAUGAGCUCAACCCUCCAAAGCCCUUGUUGAAGCUCUCCAAUGGCACCGCAAAAUAAAUCCAGGAACCUGCAUCCUAACAACCAAAAACAGUCGUCUUUUCCUUUUAAUUUUUACCCAGGUACCGAGUAUCACAACAUCAAGCCUUGUAGCUUCCUUCCCCAAAUUUCCAGAAACAGAACAGGAGGAUUCCAUCAGUUUCCAGGGUUUACAAGCUGGAGAACCUGACUGAUACCGGAGAUCAUUAGAUUUCUGGAUGUGUAAGCAUAGUUCAAUUUAAAUUCGAGUGAUGCUGGUGUGUUUUGCAGUACUUAAUAGGACCCGAAAAUAAUGAUUCGGAAUGAUCAAUGAGAGUUCUUUACUACUACAACUCUCAAGUUCAUGUAAUUGCUUUGUUUCAAUAUAUAAUGAAUCAGCAAACAGUACUACUUUCACAUUCAUGAACAUA
Messenger RNA from Punica granatum (pomegranate), 1726 nucleotides. The record is from RefSeq and is a predicted model, not a curated record. NCBI's taxonomy places the organism in Eukaryota, Viridiplantae, Streptophyta, Magnoliopsida, Myrtales, Lythraceae.